Molecule: messenger RNA, 351 nt
Organism: Spodoptera littoralis (African cotton leafworm)
Lineage: Eukaryota; Metazoa; Arthropoda; Insecta; Lepidoptera; Noctuidae
Source: the annotation of a GenBank genome assembly
AUGAUUGUGGGAGCGAAUAUGCGAAGUGUGAACCCAAUGUUGUUGGGUUACAACAUGCAAAACGUGAACAUGGUCAGUGUUCCUCAAAGUAGGGAGUCGAGCAUCGGCACGGCGCCGUCGACGCCGGUGCACAGCCACAGCUCCGAUCCCAAGCGCUCGUCCCCGCUGACGCCAGCGGAGCGGACGGGCGCGCCGCCGGGCGCGGGAAAGGACGCCGUCAAACUGUUCAUAGGCCAGAUACCGCGACACCUCGAGGAGGACGAUCUGAGACCCAUGUUCGAGGAGUUCGGCAAGAUUUACGAGCUCACGGUGCUUAAGGAUAAGCACACGGGCAUGCACAAAGGUCGGUAA